ACCCCCCCUACCACCGCCACCACCAUGGCCACAACCACCACCACCGAGGCUGCUACAAACUACCGCCCCCCUGAAUUUCGCCCCGAGAUAAACGUCUCCCCGCCAACAAUCCAUGAUGGCCUCUUCUUUUGGCAGUUCAUGGUGGCAGGGUCCAUCGCUGGCUCGGUGGAGCACACGGCCAUGUUCCCCAUCGACACGCUUAAGACCCGUAUGCAGGCCCUUGGCUCCGGGUCAGGCCCUGGCCUAGGGGUCCGGCAAUCAUUGUCCUCUAUUCUAAAGCUCGAGGGUGCAGCCGGGCUCUACCGCGGGAUAUGGGCCAUGGGUCUCGGGGCCGGCCCAGCGCAUGCAGUUUACUUCUCAGUGUAUGAGCUCUGCAAGAAGACGCUCUCCGGCUCAAACCCAAACAACCCUGUGGCGCAUGCGGUGUCAGGGGUCUGCGCAACUGUGGCAAGCGAUGCUGUGAUAACGCCAAUGGACAUGGUGAAGCAGAGGUUGCAGCUCGAGGGAACCCCGUACAGGGGGGUUGGCGACUGCAUAAGGCGGGUGCAGGUGGAGGAGGGGGUGGCAGCAUUCUACCGGUCUUACAGGACGACGGUGGUUAUGAAUGCGCCAUUCACGGCGGUGCAUUUUGCCACAUAUGAGGCAGCAAAGAGAGGCCUAUCGGAGCUAUCCCCAGAGAGUGUCAGCGGUGAUGAGGGUUUAGCUGUCCAUGCAACUGCUGGUGCAGCCGCCGGGGCCCUGGCAGCGGCAGUCACGACCCCACUGGAUGUUGUCAAAACUCAGCUGCAGUGCCAGGGCGUCUGCGGGUGCGAUAAGUUUGCUAGCAGCUCGAUUGGGAAUGUGAUUCGAGUUGUGGUGAAAAAGGAUGGAUAUAGCGGUCUGAUGAGGGGCUGGGUCCCGAGGAUGCUCUUCCAUGCGCCCGCCGCUGCCAUCUGCUGGUCGACCUAUGAAGCAUCGAAAUCAUUCUUCCAGAAGCUCAAUGAAGCGAAGAACCCACGCCAGUUGAUUAAUGAAUCAUCCUAGAACCAAGCAUAUUGGACUCUAUAUUGUACAUACGGUCCUGCUACCUCAAAAUAUACUGAAAUCUACUGCAUCAUUGAAUAAAAUAAAUGAUAUACAUGAACGGUAUCAAUCAUAGUCCUAAAUUC
This is a messenger RNA of Punica granatum (pomegranate), 1148 nucleotides long. NCBI's taxonomy places the organism in Eukaryota, Viridiplantae, Streptophyta, Magnoliopsida, Myrtales, Lythraceae. The record is from RefSeq and is a predicted model, not a curated record.